AUGCUUGUGCUGAGGAACUUGGCUACGAAAUUAUCGAGAUCAACGCGGCUCAGAAUCGAUGUGGAAAGAGUGUCGUUGAGCUUUGUGGACGAUAAGUGCAAGAAGAAGCACAAGAAGAAACGCAGACGACAGUCUGAGGGGCGUAAAAGCUUGGAGAAGCCCACAGCAGCGUCGUUAUCGCUUGUGCUGUUUGAGGAUGUGGACCUGGUUUUCGACGAUGACAAGGGAUUUCUCAAUGCUGUGUGCUCGAUUGCCAAACAUUCCAAGUGUCCCAUUGUUGUAACUUGUGCGCAACUGCCCGAUGCCUUCCCCUUAAAACCUGGACGACUGUGUCGUGAGCUCCACAAGCCUUCAAUGGACGAGUUCACCACUUGGAUGCGUCUCGUGGCUUUCAUUGAAGGGCUGCAGUUGGACCCGUCUCUCAUUAAUGCUCUGGGUGAAUUCUUUGAGCGGGAUGUGAGACGCUCACUGCAUUUUCUAGAGGUGAAUCUGGCAGUGUCGGAUGCAAGAACGAAGACUCAGUGGCGGUGGCAGCACAGCGCUGAUAACAUCGAAGAAGAUACGACCCCGCACGUUCAUUUCCCUGCUUGGACUGUGUGGUCCACUGGAGACACAUCAUUCGAUGCGCUAACGAGCAACUUGCUGGCAGAACUUGCAGCUGGUGACGCGGAGGCCAAGAAACCAGAGGAUAAAACCCGCGAAGAAAAGUUGAAGGAUAUUGACGCAGUGUCCGAGUUAGCUCAGAUCAUGGACUCUGCUUCAAAUUCCUUCUUCCUCUGUGAGCGCCAACGUCUUGCUGCUUUGGAGUUGAGACGCUCCAGUCUUUACAUGUUAAGCGCGAGUUCUCUUGGCGCGUCAUUGAAGCGAGACCAAGGAUCUUCCGCUUCUGAAUGCGUUCAACGGACAUUGGACAGUGCCCUGGAGGCCACACGUCGACGUUCUCAUCAAGCAGAUUUGGCGCAGCUGAAGUUGAAGUUCGAGCUGCCACUGGCCUACAAAGGCUGUGGAAACUCGGAUCCGCGGUUUACACUCGACUACAUGCCAAUGGUGGGGCGUCUGCUGUCUGGCACUGGCUUGCAAGAAGGUCGUCGACGGACAUCCAGGCGCAAUCACUAUUUAGGCGACGUGUUGGGGGACAUGAGCGUCAUCGACGAGCUGCCAGCCUUUAACACCUACUUACAGCUAGACGAGGACCAGAUCAUCGCUGCGUCUCCGGCGUCCACGCAGUGAUAGACGAAAGUACAGUACCCUGUAACUUUGUAAUCAUCAAGAACUCUUCCAUUCC
Molecule: messenger RNA, 1285 nt
Organism: Phytophthora infestans T30-4
Lineage: Eukaryota; Oomycota; Peronosporomycetes; Peronosporales; Peronosporaceae
Exons: 4
Coding region: 1-1230 (409 amino acids)
Cellular component (GO): nucleus
Molecular function (GO): DNA clamp unloader activity; DNA binding
Source: RefSeq, a predicted model, not a curated record